Molecule: messenger RNA, 868 nt
Organism: Symsagittifera roscoffensis
Lineage: Eukaryota; Metazoa; Xenacoelomorpha; Acoela; Convolutidae
Product: haloacid dehalogenase-like hydrolase domain-containing protein 2
Exons: 1
Coding region: 13-831 (272 amino acids)
Biological process (GO): dephosphorylation
Molecular function (GO): phosphatase activity
Source: RefSeq, a predicted model, not a curated record
AGCAAAUAAAAAAUGAACAGAUUGAAGAGAAUGAAAGCUCUCUUGAUUGACUUAAAUGGCACUAUACACAUUGAGGAUACCUCGACACCAAACGCCAUUGAAGCGGUCACUCUUCUGAAGCAGGCGGAAGUGCCUUUCCUUUUUGUGUCAAAUACAAGUAAGGAGAGCAGGCAAGGCAUUCUUAAUCGUCUGUACCGAGUCGGGUUCGACAAAAAGACAAUCGUAUUAGAUCAAAUUUUUACGUCACUCACAGCUGCCAAAAACUACGUCGAGCAAAACGACGUUAAGUUAUUCCCUCUCGUUUCUGAUUCGUCAUUGACAGAAAUACCUACAGAAUUAGUUCACAAACAAAAAGAUUUCACACAGAAAUCAGUUUUGGUCGGCCUUGCUCCUGACUCGUUCACGUUUGAAAAUAUGAAUUAUUCUUUUCGUCUUCUGACCAAUCAUGGCGCCGAAUUAAUUGCCAUGAACAAAGGCAGAUACCACAAAACUUCAAGUGGACUAUCAUUAGGCCCUGGGCCAUUUGUCGAAGCUUUAGAAUUUGCUUCGGGUACAAAAGCAACUGUAAUUGGUAAGCCGUCGCUUAGUUUUUUCAACCAGGCGUCUAAAAUACUUGGCGUUCAAUUAGCCAAUUGUGUAAUGGUUGGAGAUGAUGCUAGAGACGACGUUUGCGGAGCUUUGGAGGCCGGAGUUGGCUUUGGUGUCCUAGUUAGAAGUGGAAAGUUUUUACAUGGCGAUGAAAGUUUCCUGAAAGAUUUUGAUGAUGAUUCGUAUUGUGUAGCAGACAAUUUCGCCGAAUUCGUAAACUUAUAUCUUUCUCAAAUAGAGUGAUAUAGCAAUUAAGGUUUAAUUAAUUAAUUCAAUUAUC